Messenger RNA from Harpegnathos saltator (Jerdon's jumping ant), 1213 nucleotides. RefSeq lists its product as uncharacterized. NCBI's taxonomy places the organism in Eukaryota, Metazoa, Arthropoda, Insecta, Hymenoptera, Formicidae. Bases 352 to 1194 code for a protein of 280 amino acids. The record is from RefSeq and is a predicted model, not a curated record. The transcript is spliced from 2 exons.
UUUUCAUUUUCAAGUAACAUAAUUGAGCGACAGUUUGGAAAAAAUUGCUUCUUUUUUUUCAAAAAUGUCUCACUUAUCGUUCUUUUCACUAUUGAAUGCUUGUCAAUGUAGAGUUGCUAAAUAUAUAGAGCACUUCGAGUCAUUUCGAAUCCGCCAUAUUUCAUCUGUCAGAGAGGUUAGCUAUGUUGUACACUUUGGUGAGACGAUAUCUCUACUCCAUAAUGCCAUGUUGCUAUGUUAUUGCGAGAAACAUGUUAGAGCGUCCUCGCUUUCCGAUACGGUAAACGUUAUUGCGCGGCGAGUGGUAUGUAUCGUGAGAUAUCUGUAUGAGAGUGCGCGUCAUCAAGCCCAAUGGCAAAACCGGAGCGGCUCCGCUUCACAAUUUUAGAUGACUUGAUACUGCUGCGGGAGGUCUCGGGACAAAACCCGUACGAGGAGAGCGACAGGUGGAAGAUCGUCGCGGAGCGAGUUGUGAAGGCAACACAAAAGAACUUCAGUUUACGCUGCGUUAAAGAGCAUGUCGAUCAUCUUUUGAAGAUUUGGGCUAGAGAAGGCCGCGCACACCUGAGGAAGUCAGGCACUGAGGAACAAUACAAUGAGAAGGAGCAACUUCUUCAACAAGUGCAAGAUUUGCAAAAGGAGUUCAGACGUACCAGCAAGAGUGGCAACUCUAAUGCACAGAAGUCUGCGUCACAAGCAAGGGAUGUCACAUUUGAAGUGGAGAACAUUUUUGACAAUUUGGAGGUGAUAAUAGAAGAACCAGCAGUAGGAAUGUCCAUAUCUUCGUCGCUUCCAUCAUCGACGUUUUUACCAGUCGCAUUGCCAUCACCAACCUUAUCGUCGUCGUCAUCCUCGUCGAACCCAUUAACCUCAGCCAGCCCAUUGCGAUCGCCAAAUACAUCACCAUCUAGAACUGGUGGACCGAUUAGAAACAAGACACGACGUGAUGGAUUGAGAAAGUCAACAUUACAAUUUCUGCAAGAGAGACACAAGAAAGAGGUAGAAUUUCAAGAGAAACAAUUCCAUUUGGAAGAAAGGAGAAUACAACUUGAGGAGGAAAAAUUCAGAAUGGAGAGAAGAGAACGUGAAGCUAGACUGGAAUUAGAAAUUGAAGAAAGAAGACAGAGAAUUGCUGUGUCAAAGCAAAAACAGGAGAUUCUGGAAAUAUUGUUGCAAUUAAUACAUAAACCUUAAUUAUUUUUGUAAAUGAUAG